GAGAGAUCGAUUCUUUCACCUUCAAUCCACUCUCCAGCUUUUGCACCUUGAUCUUCUGUCCCCCAUCGCUGCAGGAGCCACCGAUGUCUCCACCAAACGAAGGAGAAAGAAAAGAUGAGCUUCUGCAACAACCUUUAGUGUUCGAUUCUGCAGUGCUUCGACAUCAGCCCAACAUACCUACACAGUUCUUAUGGCCCGACGAAGAGAAGCCCAGUGCUGAGGCAAAAGAACUCAAUGUUCCGGUCAUCAACUUAGGUGGGUUCCUAUCUGGAGACCCAGUUGCAGCCAUGGAAUCAUCGAAGCUUGUUGGGAAGGCCUGUGAGAAACAUGGGUUCUUUCAUGUUGUAAACCAUGGCGUCGAUAGAAGACUCAUUGCCGAUGCUCACAGAUACAUGGACUUGUUCUUCGAAAUGCCUCUCCAUGAAAAACAGAGGGCUCAGAGGAAGCCCGGCGAGCACACUGGUUAUGCUGCUAGUUUCACUGGGAGGUUCUCGUCCAAGCUCCCAUGGAAAGAGACCCUCUCAUUCCGCUACUCUGCUGACCUACAAUUAUCCACCAACACAGUUGAUCAAGAAUAUUCCCUCAGCUUCUUGGGUGAACGAUUCCGGCAAUUUAGGAGGGUAUACCAGGAGUACUGUGAAGCGAUGAACAAGCUCUCCCUGGGGAUCAUGGAGCUACUGGGGAUGAGCCUUGGGGUCGGAAGGGAUCAUUACAGAGAGUUCUUCGAAGGGAAUGAUUCGAUAAUGAGGUUGAACUACUACCCACCAUGCCAAAAGCCACAUCUGACUCUGGGAACGGGUCCUCACUGUGAUCCCACAUCCCUGACUAUCCUUCAUCAAGAUCAAGUUGGAGGACUGCAGGUCUUUGUAGACGAAGAGUGGCAUUGCAUAAGCCCCUGUUCUGAAGCAUUUGUGAUCAACAUUGGAGAUACUUUCAUGGCCUUAUCAAACGGAAGGUACAAGAGCUGCUUGCACAGAGCAGUAGUGAACAGAGAGAAGUCAAGGAAGUCACUAGCUUUCUUCCUGUGCCCACAGACAGAGAAGGUAGUGAAGCCACCAAGUGGGUUGGUAGACAAAGAGCACCCAAGGAGGUACCCAGACUUCACAUGGUGGUCGCUGCUGGAGUUCACACAGAAGCAUUACAGAGCUGACAUGAAGACCCUGGCCGUCUUCACCCAAUGGCUUCAACAAGAAGAGAACAAACGAGCAGAAAGGGGAGGACUGACACUGACCGACCCAGUCAGCUCUUGCUCGUCCUUUGUAUCUUUGUAAACUGCCGAGCAAAGCGGCUACUUCGGAGUUUGGAAACUUUGGACUGAGGGGGAGAGCGAAUAGAUAAUUAAAUGUAGUGGAAGGAGGUUUCAUCCGUUUGUUCUCUCUGGGAGCCGAGGAUGCUUCAGCAUACUUUUUUUUUGUUAGAAAGUUUAUAAACGCUUGAUAAACAUUAUAUGGAAAUUAAGGAACCAUUUACUACUA
Molecule: messenger RNA, 1475 nt
Organism: Macadamia integrifolia
Lineage: Eukaryota; Viridiplantae; Streptophyta; Magnoliopsida; Proteales; Proteaceae
Product: gibberellin 20 oxidase 1-D-like
Exons: 3
Coding region: 84-1271 (395 amino acids)
Biological process (GO): unidimensional cell growth; response to light stimulus; gibberellin biosynthetic process
Molecular function (GO): gibberellin 20-oxidase activity
Source: RefSeq, a predicted model, not a curated record